Messenger RNA from Salpingoeca rosetta, 2255 nucleotides. RefSeq lists its product as uncharacterized. Gene Ontology annotation, biological process: mitochondrial fusion. The record is from RefSeq and is a predicted model, not a curated record. The coding region runs from base 31 to 1782 and encodes 583 amino acids. The transcript has 8 exons. NCBI's taxonomy places the organism in Eukaryota, Choanoflagellata, Craspedida, Salpingoecidae.
CAAAGUCAAUUUUCACUUUGAACACACAAGAUGCGCCCAGCUCAACAAGCCACGACGUUUGCGUUUGGGGCGGCCAUGAUGGCCCUCCUCAUGUGGUUGUUGCGCCGCAGACAACAACAGAAGAAGGUGCUCACCACGGGCGCCUCGUCCAGCGGCAGUGAAGGCACAGAUCAGGCCGGCCAGGCCGGCGACGGACAGCGUGAUGCCGCCGUGGAGGGCCUGUAUGCCGUGUGCACCAGGAUCGAAACAGCGCUCGUCUCCGCAACGCGGAGCGGGGAUGCGCGACGCAUGCGGCGUUUGAGGCGCGUGCUGCGCAGGGUGUACGAUGCACUGGAGACAUUCGAGGGUGCAGACGGCAUGGCCGGCCAGCGGGGAGGCGCCGUAUCCCUGGGCCAGUUCCGCUUGGCCCAACUCGACCGCCUGUGCGAGGCCGGCACAGAUGACACGGGCACCACGCCCGAGCACACCCACGCGCGGGCACGGCAGGGCAAGGCCCGGUGGCCUGGCGACGGUGGCGAUGAUGAUGAUGACGACGACGACGACGACGACGGUCGAUACGACAGCGAUGCAGAUGCAUUUGGUAGUGGUUACGACGACGAAUAUGCGGCGUCCGAUGCGUCGUUUCAGUCUGCGCGCUCGACGAUGAGCGCGUUUGAGGACAACGAUGACGAGGAUGACGCAAGCCGCGCGGGCGACAUGAUCUCAUCAACACAACAGCAGCAGCAGCUGGAGGAUGAUGAUGGCGAGCACGGCCGCCAUCGCCAUCGCCAUCGCCGGCACCGCCACCACAGCCACCAUAGCCACCAUCGCCGCGUGCACCACCGCUCCAAGUCGCGCAAACGCCCGGGCCGCAAGCAGGCCGCAGCAGCAGCGGUGGCACGCAAGGAGACAGCAGAAGCAGGCGAAGCAGCGGGGGAGCCCACACGUGUCCCGCGCAGUGCAGAGGCGAAGCAAGCGGAGAAGAAAGAGGAGGAGGUAGAGGAGGAGGAAGGUGGCGUGAGCGUGUAUGAGGAGGCGCUUGCCUUGGCGCAGCAAGGCGACGUGCCGUGUCGCGUGGAGCGCACGGAGGAGACCGGGUGUGCAGACAGGACAGACUUUCUCACGCGCCUGCACUGCGUGCGGGAGGCGUCUGACUUGAUGAUGGGCGACAAGGAGUUUCGUGUGUGGUUCACGCGCUUUGGGCGGGACCUCCUCGGCUCCUUGGUGGAGAAGGGCGGCGGAAAUCUCAACACCUUCCACACCGCCUACGACAACAUGAUGUCCUUCCUCGACCAAGUCUCACAGGAAGGGCGCACGUCGUCGCUGCUGGACGAGCUGAAGCCGCGCGGUGUUGUUCGCCUCUCCCUCUUUGACGCCGUCGUCGACAUCAUCCUCCUCGACGCCUUUGACGACAUGAAGAAUCUGCCAGGCACAGUGACCUCUGUCCUGCAAAACUCCUGGAUUCCAACCAGCGUCAAGCAGAACACACUGAACACAGCCAUCUGGUCCGUCAUCAGCGCCAAGGAGCGCACGUCGCCACCCGACGGCCUCCUCAAGAGGUUGUACAGCAUCUUCAAGGUUCUCAGCCCUGUAUUGGCGUGCGGUUUGAUGGGCUGCUCGUCACAACCACGGUUCAAAGAGCUUUGCGAAGACUUCAAGGCGUUUGUUGAGAAAGGGACGCGUGACUGGUUCCAGUUUGACAAGGACAAGUACACGUCCCACGCUGCCCUUGCCGAAGACAUGAAGCACUUGUGGUACCGCAAGGCCGACGAAGCAAAGCAGAUUGUCGCAAAGUACCAGUGAGGAGGCAUCGGCAACAACGGAACUACAGUCACAGCGCAAGCAAGCAAAGAAGCAAGCCAGCCAGCACAGCAAGGCCGAUUGAUUGUCGUUGGUUGGUUGGUUGGUUGCGGUUCUUGUGGCACUUUCCUUUGCUUCUUUCUUUUUUUCGCCAUUCCUUCGUGUGCCUUCUUUUGGUUGCAGUUUGCGCUUACUGUGUUGCCAAUUGCACCCAGGACGUGCCUUUUUGUAGAAGGUAUGCAUCUAUUUUCAGCAUGCGUUUCUGGAGGCGUUUCUGGUGGUGGAUAUGUGCCUUGGUCAGCUUUUCCUCGUGGUUGUGUGCGAGUUGUAGGAAUCCUGACGUGGCCAGCAACCGCUCCUCCGAUUAUUCAUAAAAGACAUCCACAAUGCUUCCAGCCCAACCUUGCAUCGGAAUUUUGUGAGUGUUGUGCGGGAACAUCGUUGGUUGCCUCACCAAAACAACAAACAAACCAAAC